Labrus mixtus (cuckoo wrasse) is the source of this 6812-nucleotide messenger RNA. It is a transcript of the gene phldb2b, whose product is annotated as pleckstrin homology-like domain, family B, member 2b. Gene Ontology annotation, biological process: regulation of microtubule cytoskeleton organization. The coding region runs from base 347 to 4996 and encodes 1549 amino acids. The record is from RefSeq and is a predicted model, not a curated record. Gene Ontology annotation, molecular function: protein binding. Gene Ontology annotation, cellular component: basal cortex. NCBI's taxonomy places the organism in Eukaryota, Metazoa, Chordata, Actinopteri, Labriformes, Labridae. The transcript is spliced from 26 exons.
GAGAGAGAGAGAGAGAGACUCCCGCCUCUUGUUCCCUCUCUAGCUCCACUUCCAGCUGUUUGUUAAAUUCCUCCACACGUCGCAAUUGGCUGAGGCCGCCGGCUUUUUUUUACGUUUGUGUACGUUUUGUGUUCCCGUCAUGUGUGUGCAUGACAGUGUGUGAAUGUGACAGAGGAUUUUUUUUUCUCCCCACCAGACUUUCCAAGCUGCUAAUCAGGGAAUGUAUUCGUUGUCAAGAAGGAAACCGUAAUCACACCAAGAGAAAAGGAAAAGGGACAGACAUUUCCCAGGACUUUGGUGUGAGGGUCUUGGAGCAGCAAAGUAACUGCGUCUCUUUCACUGCACGAUGACAGAAGUGGUCAGUCCACGUUCAAUAAUGGACUCUGAGAUGAUGUUCCAACCAGAGUCGGAUCAGAUGUCUCCAAUUGAACCCAGGUCUCCGCCCCUGGACCUGAUCGACACAGGGAAAGGGUUGAAGGUGCAGACGGCCACACCUCAUCUGGUGAGCCUGGGCAGUGGGAGGCUGAGUGUGGCAAUCACCCUGUUGCCCCUAAAAGAAGGAGUGACCCGCAUAGGCAGAGAAGAUGCCCCAAUUCCUCAAGACAUCACUAUCCAGGGGCCUGGCGUCGAGGCGGAGCACUGUCUCAUUUUUAAUGAAGGAGGGGUGGUGACCCUGGACCCCUGUGGACACCUCUGCAGUCUGGAUGGAGUCCAGGUCACUGUGCCUACACCUCUCACACAAGGUUACUCACUGUGUCUGGGUAAAUCCUAUUUCUUUCGGUUCAACCAUCCAGAGGAGGCCAGCAGAAUGAAGAGCAUGCUUCCCCAAAAGAGCCCUGUGUCUGCCUUGGCUUACAACACAGACUACCUGAAGUUCAGUAGUGACUAUGGUCAUGCGGUGGUGGGUGGCACUAGCAGUGCUAGAGGCAUGCGAUCAGCCUCUGAGCUCCGAGACUUGAUGGACACCCUGCAGCGUAAGAAGAUUGCCCUGGAGAACAGCCUCAGAGCCAACGGGAAUGCCAAUCCUUCCUACUUCAGUGUCACACAGUCUCCUCCCACCUCACCGACCACCAGUCCUGCCACAUCAUCCACAGCCUAUCAGGAACAAGCAAGACGGUUCUAUGGCUCAGAUCGUCCUCCCAUGUCUUUGAAAUCUGCUCCCCCUCCUUCCCCUGGACGUCGAUCAGACCCUUCUUCUUCCUCCCGCACCUUGAUCAGUCGGAACCAAGAAAACUACAGCAUUAGCGAUAGCCGACGGCUGCACAACCCGGGCUCCUCUAAUUUACUGUCCACAUGGAACGGUGGCGGUUCCUCAAUAUCUGUUGAUGGUAGCAACACCCUCCUCCUGACUCUACCUCCAUCCUCCACCCGCACUCCAUCAACAGGAGGUGCGGUCAGCAUGCCCUCAAGCCCACGUCUUGGCCGCCGUAGCUUUGGCAACCAAGAGCCAUUGCCCAGCAGUCGAACCAGGAAGUAUUCGGCGGGCUCACUGAAUGGGAUGAUAGUUGGUGGACACAGCCGCUCCCUGCCACGCCUCUGCCCCUCUACAUCUCCCCGUGACAACAACAAUGGAGGUCUGACCCUGUCAACCUUGCCCCCACGGCGAUCUGAUGUUGCCGGGGGUUAUAAAUAUAGUAAAGACUAUUACAACAAUCAGAACGGCAAUUCUGACCUCAACCACAACUCCAGCAUCUCCAGUCAGCUUUACUCCAAUAGAAAUCAAAUACAAAGCACCAAUCAGGGGGAAGGUGUUGUGUCUAUCUCCCUCUCUUCCCCUAAGAACGUGCCUUCCGUAACGCCCUCCAUCUCUUCUACAACAACCCAACCUGACGUGACCAUCCCAUCAAAAGCAGGGGGCUCCUCUUCUCCUCGUGUUGCCAAAAAACUCAGCCUGACCUCCACUAGCUCCAUGGGCUCCAUCAGCUCCUUGAGUUCCAUCCCAGCAGAACUGGCAGGUCGUGGAGUUACAGGAGGAAUGGAUGCUUAUUUGGGGGAAAGGGAGAGGAGAGGGGUAGGACUAGAACUCAGCGGUGCCCCUGGGCUUGGAUUUGGCGAGAGGAGGUCUUCAUUUGGAAAGGCGGGUCUAGAACCUGGGGUGGGGCUGGGUGAGAGGAGGCAGUCAUUUGGAAAGGCUGGAGUGACCCCACCUGGGGGAUUCAGGGAAAGAAGGGGGAGUAUCAGCUCACUGAGUGGGAAGGAGGAACUGACAGACUACCACCAGAGGCAAAAAGGGGAGAGACUACGGGAGCAGGAGGUGGAGAGACUGGAGCGGCAGCGGCUUGAGACCAUCUUGUCUCUGUGUACGGAGCUGGGCCGGUCUGAGAGAGAUGGAGGUGGCACAACUACUGCUCCGACUUCGGCUGUAGCAGAUCUCCAAAAGAUCAAUCAGGAGCUCGAGAAGCUUCAAGUGAACGACGACGACGAUGACGACACACCAUCAGUCUUUUCGGACUCCUCUGCUUUUAAUGGAACCACAGAGAAUGGACACACCGUCUCCCCUGGAUUAGAGAAUGGUUACUAUGACAACGACCUACAGGUACGACAGAGACGCAGCAGCGGCCAGCGAGACAACAGGGCAGAAUCCCCUGCUGUCAGUCUGCGAAGCUUUGGCCCCUCCCCUUCUCCUCGUACACAGAGGAACAAUGAGGCUCUAGAUGAAGCCGCUCGUUACCGUAGACAAGAAAUGAGGCCAUCAGAGGAGGAGGUGAGGCGUGUGGAGGAGGAGAGGAUCCAGGUGCUGAACAACAUGGAGGAGGUGGAGCAAAAGAUCAAAGAGCUGGACAACCAAAUAGAGGAGUCUUCCCGAGAGGUGGAGGUUGAGCGAGCUUUGGUGGAGGCAGAGAUGGAGUCAGAGGCAGCUGCUCUUCUGCAGGAAAAAGAUGCUUUAGAGGCACUCCACAACAAGAUGGCCGACCUAGAGACCAAGUCCCAGCAAGAAAAAGAAAAGGCGUGCGAGUUGCUGCAGGCAGAAAGGGGCAGAGUAGAGAGGUUGGCUCAGAUUGUGUGUGAGCAACGCUCCCAGCUGGACAGCUGCCCUGAGGCCACCAAGGAGCCCCUGCAGGAGCAGCUGGCCAGGGACUGUGAAGUGCUAGAGACGGAGACAAAGCGUUUUGAGGACCUUGAGUUCCAGCAACUGGAAAAAGAGAGCAGGCAGGAUGAGGAGAAGGAGACCCAUACACAACAACUCCUCCGGGAGAUAGCUGACCAUCAGCGAAGCACCGUCACUCGCAAGGAGAGACUAUUAACACUGAAAAAGCAGGCAGUGCAGAUUACCCAGCAGGCUCAGCGAGAGAAGGAGAGCUUCAUGAAGGAGAGGAGCAACCUUGAAGCAAUGCUACAAAGGGAGAAAGAAAACCUCGCCACGCUUGAAAGAAAAUAUGCUGAUCUCACCGGUGGCAGGGGUUUCACUCUAAGGGAGGAGAAAGCCUCACUGGCUGAUGUGUGUCAGUCUUUUAGCCAUCGGUGCCGUUACAACACAUCUGCCACAUGUCCUCCUCCAGUAAACAUGUGUGCCCUCUCAUCCCUCCUUUCCUCUAUUUCUCUCAAGAAUGCUGAGGGCUAUGUCACAGUCAGUGAAAUCAAUGAGCUUUACUCACAGCUUGGGGGGGAACUUAAACCCGCCCCCGCCUCUGCCUUGGCCAAUGCCUCUCCAGAGUCCACCGCAAACCCCUCCCCUGAUGGCGACACCUCAAAACCACCAGAGGAUGAGCUCUGUCAUUCUUCCUCACCUGCCGACUGUCAUUCCUCUUCCUCCUCCUCUUCUUCUUCCUCCUUUCAACUAAAUCCCCGCCCCCUUCCCAAAACCCCCUCUGUGCAUUGGCCAGAGAACAUGGUGUCAUAUCGAGACCCCUCUCCCCUCCCUGACUCCCCCCCACCUCCCCUUCCUGUCAAAAAACAACAUCACCGACACAGGCAGCAAUUCCGUUUGUUGGAAGAGAGAAAGAGGUCUGAGAGAGAAUCCGGCUCCCACCUAAGUGACACCCUACCCAGGAAGAGAAGCACACCCACCAUGACGCCUCAGUUCACUAGCGCAACACUGGGACGCAACUUCUCUAACAAGUCCCACCAGCCGCUGGUUCAGAGCACAAGUUGUGGCAGCAUUCUUCCAAGAAUUUUCUCCCUAUCCAACAAGGAGACUGACUCUCGACGUCUGCAUAAAGGUCAGCCCAGCUCCCGAGCAGCUUCCCAGACCAACGUGUACCUUGAUGCCUUUGGUUACCGUGACAACCAGGCCUUUGACACAAUGAGCAUUGACAGUACUGACUCUAUUGAAACCAGCAUCUCUGCCUGCUCACCUGACAAUGUCUCCAGUGCCAGUACUUCCAAUGUGGCCAAGCUAGAGGAGAUGGAGCGUCUGCUGAGAGAAGCCCAGGCAGAGAAGAUAAGCCUCAUAGAACACAAGGAGCGAGAGAUGGGCAUACGAAAGCAGGCACUAGAGGAGGAGCGGAGAAGAAGGGAGGACCUGGAGAAAAGGCUACAAGAAGAGACGAGCAGACGCCAGAAACUCAUCGACCGUGAGGUGAAACUGCGAGAAAAACAGAGGGCACAGUCCCGGCCGCUGACACGAUACCUGCCGGUGCGAAAGGACGACUUUGACCUGCGCGCUCACAUUGAGUCUGCCGGCCACAGCACAGACACAUGCUUCCACUUGUCCAUCUCAGAAAAAACCUGCCGUGGCUACUUGAUCAAAAUGGGAGGCAAGAUCAAAACCUGGAAGAAACGCUGGUUUGUCUUUGACCGUAACCGACGCACGCUCUCCUACUAUUCAGACAAACAUGAAGCCAAACUGAAAGGAGUGAUCUACUUCCAAGCUAUUGAAGAGGUGUAUUAUGAUCAUUUGAAGAAUGCACAUAAGAGCCCUAACCCGUCUCUGACCUUCAGUGUGAAGACACACGACAGGGUCUACUACAUGGUCGCUCCCUCUCCAGAGGCCAUGAGAAUCUGGAUGGAUGUGAUCGUCACAGGUGCAGAGGGGUACACGCAGUUCAUGGUGUAGGAACAUGUGCCAUCCUGCUGCCAUGACUCUUUCUGGCUUUAAAGACUUCCGUUUCCCAUUUUAUUUUCAGAUUUUGAAAAAGGAUGAACGGACAUUAUAGUCACGUAUGCUGGAGAAUUGACUCAUUUUCUGUUAUAAAGACAGUAGCCUCAAGACACUCGAGAUUCAGUUCUCACUUAAGAACAGUUCUUGCGCCUUAUUCAGGAGAUGUGCAGGGUUUACCCUCCCAUGCCAGUCUGGGUUCUAACUCCAGAGAGGUUAUUAAGUGCUGGUGAUCUAUGGCCCACUGUGGUGUCAUAGAGUAAGCUCAUGUGUACAUCAAAAGAUAUUAUUGUCAAAUGUUUUAAUUAACUCUAUUUUUCACAAGAUUAAUAAAAACCCAUUCCCUUAAAUCAUGAGCAGUAUGUGACUCAAAGACAGAUUGGCUAAAUGAACCACUUUUAAUAAAUACACAAGUGAAUCAGAAAAUGGAUUCAGAAACGUUUAAUGCCAACCAAUUAACUUUUUCACCAGAACAAUAGAAAUUUUAAAAUGGGUUCAACCAAUUCUAAACAGUUUUUGUUGUGUUUGUGUUAAAUAAUGCAUAGUGAUUUAGUAAAGUUAGUUUUAUUUACUUUCUUUUGUUUUGAUUAAACUCCAUGUAUCCUUACUGUGGCAUACUCAGGUCUUAACUGUGGAUGAGCAUGCAUGUUCAGUAUGCUCAUGUGUGAGUUUAUACACAGUUACUAAAGAAGUGCCUGUUCAGACUUUAUGUACACAUCCAUUUACUGGGAGCUUUGAAAGUAGCUCCAAGGUGCUAUUCUUACACAUUAAGUGACACUAAUGAUUCUAAUCACGCCUUCAUGUAAAAACAUUUAGAUCAGGGUGUAAGUAAGCACUCAUCUUUGUGAUUAUCUGUUAUUUUUUAAUGUGGAUUUACCGCUCUGAGUUUACAAUAAUGUUACCACAGACUCAGAAAUAAAGCUCAAACAACUGUCAUAAUAUAGUUACUGCAGGUGAUUUUUUAUAUAUAUAUAUAUAUAAGUAAGAGGAAUAUUGACUAUUACUAAGGGUCUACUUUUUCUAUUUGUACAUUUUGUUUCUAAGUUGUAGUUAGUUUUAAGACAGUUGUGCAUGAUCAACUCAUGACUCCUAUUUGUGCCUUUUUUUAAUCAUAUUUUUGUGACAGUAUUUUAACAUCAGUGUUUAAGGGCUCCAUGUAUCUACAUUAUAAACUAAAUGCCAAGCUAUCUGUGCUGAGGAAACACAAAUGUGGAAAGACGUUCCUGAGUGAUUUUUCUUUUUUCUUUAAGAAAGUAGGAUUAGGUUGUCUUUAAAUGUGUUGAAAUGGUACACACACUCAAUUAGAGGCCUUAAGUCAUCAAGACCGACUGACUGAUUAUUGUGCUGCUCUGGUCCACGAGCUUUUAAUGCAUCGCUUUUAUUACCACUAAUUCAGCGCCAGCUUUUCCACUUUGAACACUAAGGCUGCUUUUUGUAUCGUUUAUCUUGCCUCUUGGCAUUGUAUUUCUGUUCUGUUUUAUCGACCAAAGUCAAUGUUUAUGUGGUAAAAUGUAUAUGUGGUUUCUUUGCUUUGACUUCUCUUUCAUCAGUACAGUGAGAGAAAGAGGAUAUCUGUUUGUGUUUUUAAGACGAGUACCUGGAUGUUUUCCACCAACAAAAAGGGGGCUGUGAUAAAGGAAGCGUCAUGAGCUUUACUUCUCUCUGAGUUAUUAUUUUUUAUGUGGAUUACACUGUAUUUAUGCCAUAACCAAUGCAUGUAUCUUAAUUUUAUAUUCCCCUAAGAAUAAUAAAAAAUGAUAUAUUUUACCUUUUA